Messenger RNA from Xylaria bambusicola, 885 nucleotides. Its product is annotated as S-adenosyl-L-methionine-dependent methyltransferase. The transcript is spliced from 9 exons. NCBI's taxonomy places the organism in Eukaryota, Fungi, Ascomycota, Sordariomycetes, Xylariales, Xylariaceae. Bases 1 to 885 code for a protein of 294 amino acids. The record is from RefSeq and is a predicted model, not a curated record. Gene Ontology annotation, molecular function: methyltransferase activity.
AUGGCCGAUCAAGCCGACACCGUGGAGCUUAGCGAUGAGGUCCAAGAAACGUUUGUUCUUCACAACCGAUCAUUUCAGCGAUAUGCCAUCGACAACAACACCUAUUUCGUUCCCGUUGACGAGGAUGAAACCCUUCGAUUGCGGAUCCAACAUGGCGUCUUGACUAUGAUGUUCGACAAUAGACUCAUUUUCCCGCCUCUUGACUCACCGAGACGCGUCCUUGAUUGCGGAUUUGGGACAGGAGAGUGGGCUCUCCAAGUAGCCUGGGAGCACUCUAGAUGCGAGGUCCGAGGUAUCGAUAUAACGCCGCACCACCACAACCCCGAGGAAGGCUUAGAGAAUCUAUACCUCGACAUCGACGAUCUCAAUAUGUCACUUCAAUUUCCUUCGAACCAUUUCGAUCUCAUCAACAGCAGGCUGGUAGCAGGCGGAAUCAACAGCGAGCGAUGGACCGAAUAUAUCCGCGAUAUACUCCGGUGCCUUCGCCCGGGCGGCUGGGUUCAAAUGGUUGAAAUUGAUUUUAAUGCGCAGUCAGAUAAUGGUGCUCUAACGGAUAACUCGGCUCUUCGGCAGUGGUCGCAGACCUAUCUCUUUGCGAUGGAGCAGUGCAAGAACCCGAGGGCUCCUCGCCGGCUUGGAAGCUGGCUUAGACACGCUGGCUUCACGGACGUAGAUGAGCGCAUGAUCCCACUGCCAAUGUGUGCCUGGUCGGAUAAUCAAAGAGAGUAUGAUAUUGGAGCCGCAAACCAGGAAAAUAUCCGAAUGUUGUUGUCGUCCCAAGCGAUAUACCCUUUCACCCACUAUCUUAGUAUGUCAAUUACUGAAUUUCACGUUUUGGUGGCAAAGGCGAGAGCGGAAGCUGCCAACCCAGCGCUUAAGGUAUAA